Messenger RNA from Oikopleura dioica, 894 nucleotides. The record is from the annotation of a GenBank genome assembly. NCBI's taxonomy places the organism in Eukaryota, Metazoa, Chordata, Appendicularia, Copelata, Oikopleuridae.
AUGGACGGAUCGUUCUUGGAAACCGAUGGGAUCGACUACUUUGAUAAUGAUGUCAACGAGAUUUACCGAUACAAGACUGAGGAAGAGCUCAAUCACUGCCCAAACGACUUUAGCGUUACGUACUACUGGAAGCAUGUAUCUAUCUGCUGCGCAUUAAUAAUAACAGGCCUCGUGCUUUGUUUAUCCGGAUACCGAUGUUUUCGCUUUUGCAUGUGGCUAUCUGGUGCACUGUUUGCCACUGUUUCUGUUCUUGCCAUUUGCAAUAGAGUCGAUGAUCUACCUCACGGCGCGAAUUGGGGCGCAGCUUUGUCCGUCGGCUCCUUAGUUGGUUGUAUAACACAUCUUAUACCAGAAGGACAAUUGGCCGUCAUCGCGGGAGAGCGCGCAUACCACAGGAUGCAGAAGCGCCGCGUCCAGCUGCGCGGAGUUCCCGAUCGCGCAGCUCUCAGCAGGAGCAGUCCCGUAGACAGGAGCAGUCAUGCCCGACACCAAGUGCUCCAAGCAGCGAAAUCGCCACAAGAGCCUCUCGAAAUCGUGACAGAGCUCGCGAACAGCGAAGACAAAGACUCAGACAAAGUAACGAGUCUGCAACGAGCAACGGCCAAGAACAGGAGUUCAGCGAAAGGUCGAACUCCGACCGACAACGUCUCCUGCACCAAAACAACCAAGCUGACUCUCAACGGCCAACGGAUGAACCGAAUCGUUCAAAGUCGAGUAUUGAGCCAGUCAUUCCGCUUGGGAUCCAAGACCACAUGGCUUCCCCCAUUCAACCAGGGCCACAUGGGCCUCCCUCAUCAUGUCUUCGGCGGAGCUAACCGACCUCAUGGACCAACAAGCGAAACAUACAACUGCGCAACUCAGAGCACUUGCGGGCACGGUUCCAAAAAGACUUGA